AAAAUAUGUAUCGUUAAAAUUAAAAACAAAUAUUAAGAGGCGGAAAUGGACCGGCCACAGAAGAUGCCCAAGGUGGCCAAGGUGAAGAACAAGGCGCCGGCCGAGGUGCAGAUCACGGCGGAGCAGCUGUUGCGCGAAGCCAAGGAGCGUGACCUAGAGAUUCUGCCGCCACCGCCAAAACAGAAGAUCUCUGAUCCAGCCGAAUUGGCCGACUACCAGCAGAGAAAGCGGAAGACUUUCGAGGACAAUUUGCGCAAGAACCGCAUGGUAGUCAGCCACUGGAUCAAGUACGCCCAAUGGGAGGAGCAGCAGCAGGAGAUCCAGCGGGCCCGUUCCAUCUGGGAGCGCGCUCUGGACAAUGAGCACCGCAACGUCACCAUCUGGCUUAAGUACGCUGAGAUGGAAAUGAAAAACAAACAGGUGAACCAUGCCCGCAACCUGUGGGACCGGGCCGUGACUAUCAUGCCGCGGGUGAAUCAGUUCUGGUAUAAGUAUACCUACAUGGAGGAGAUGCUGGAGAAUGUGGCCGGAGCCCGGCAAGUCUUUGAACGCUGGAUGGAGUGGCAACCAGAGGAGCAGGCCUGGCAGACAUACGUGAACUUCGAGCUGCGCUAUAAGGAGAUUGACCGGGCGCGCGAGGUUUACGAACGGUUCGUCUAUGUUCAUCCGGACGUCAAGAACUGGAUCAAGUUUGCCCGGUUCGAGGAGGCGCAUGGCUUCAUCCAUGGGUCGCGGCGCGUGUUCGAAAGGGCCGUAGAGUUCUUUGGCGACGAGUACAUCGAGGAGCGCCUCUUCAUCGGCUUCGCGCGCUUCGAGGAAGGCCAGAAGGAGCACGACCGCGCCCGCAUCAUCUACAAGUACGCUCUUGACCAUCUGCCCAAGGAGCGUACCAAGGAAUUGUUCAAGGCCUACACGAUACACGAGAAGAAGUACGGUGACCGCGACGGUAUCGAGGACGUCAUCGUCUCCAAGCGGAAGUACCAGUACGAGCAGGAGGUGGCCGCCAAUCCCACCAAUUACGAUGCCUGGUUCGAUUACCUACGUUUGAUCGAGGCCGAUGGCGAGAAAGACCUCAUUAGGGACACCUACGAGCGGGCCAUCGCCAACGUUCCGCCAGCUAAUGAAAAGAACUAUUGGCGUCGCUAUAUCUACCUCUGGAUAAACUACGCCCUCUACGAGGAGCUGGAAGCGGAGGACACUGAGCGGACGCGCCAAAUCUACAAGACCUGUCUCGACUUGAUGCCACACAAGCAGUUUACCUUCAGCAAGGUCUGGCUGCUCUACGCCCAAUUUGAGAUCCGCUGCAAGGAGCUGCAAAGGGCCCGCAAGACGCUCGGUUUCGCCAUCGGUAUGUGCCCCCGGGACAAGCUUUUCCGGGGUUACAUCGAUCUAGAGAUCCAGCUGCGAGAAUUCGAGCGCUGUCGUCUGCUCUACGAGAAGUUCCUUGAAUUCGGACCCGAAAACUGCGUAACCUGGAUGAAAUUCGCCGAGCUGGAGAACCUCUUGGGCGACACGGAACGGGCAAGGGCCAUAUUUGAGCUGGCCGUUCAUCAGCCUCGUCUCGACAUGCCGGAGCUGCUUUGGAAGGCUUUCAUCGACUUCGAGGUGGCCCUUGGCGAAACGGAGCUGGCUCGCCAGCUGUAUGAGCGUCUCCUGGAGCGCACUCAGCACGUCAAAGUUUGGAUGUCAUUUGCCAAAUUCGAGAUGGGCCUCAAUCACGGCGACAGCGGGCCCGAUGCCGCACUCAAUGUCCGACUGGCCCGUCGCGUCUAUGAGCGGGCCAACGAUAUGCUCCGCCAGCUGGGCGACAAGGAGUCGCGCGUCCUUCUGCUGGAGGCCUGGCGUGACUUCGAGCGGGAUGCCAAUGAUGGCCAGUGCCUGCAAAAGGUGCUCGAAAGGAUGCCGCGUCGCAUCAAGAAACGACAGAAGAUCGUCUCUGACGAUGGCGUAGAGGAGGGAUGGGAGGAAGUAUUUGACUACAUCUUCCCCGAAGAUGAGAUGGCGCGACCCAACCUCAAGCUGCUCGCCGCUGCCAAGAUGUGGAAAAAACAAAAGGACGUACCCGACGAAGAUCCAGUACCUGCCCCUGCCGAGGUUCAGCACGAGGAUGGCUGAUAUUUGUUUUUUUCCUUUCCUUAAUUCCACUUUGCAUUAAACUUCCAACAUAACCCAAUAUGGCA
Molecule: messenger RNA, 2180 nt
Organism: Drosophila persimilis
Lineage: Eukaryota; Metazoa; Arthropoda; Insecta; Diptera; Drosophilidae
Gene: crn
Product: protein crooked neck
Exons: 3
Coding region: 46-2115 (689 amino acids)
Biological process (GO): mRNA splicing, via spliceosome; spliceosomal complex assembly
Cellular component (GO): U2-type catalytic step 2 spliceosome; post-mRNA release spliceosomal complex; Prp19 complex
Molecular function (GO): protein binding
Source: RefSeq, a predicted model, not a curated record